GGAACAUUUUGCACUUGUGAGAUGGCUAACUCUUGAUUGUUUCCAGAUUGGUUUUCCUGACUUUUGGUGCAUUCAACUUCAGCUUUGGUGCACUUUACAUCUUAAGCUUUGGGCUUUUCCAUAGUGUGUGGACAUAGGUGCUUUGCUCGAGAUUUUGUAACCUUCAUCUUUAUGAUUGGUGCUCUUUGCACUACCCUCCCCAUCAUUGGGACGCUCAGCAUUGUGGCUGUGAGCCCAUGUCACUUUGCCUAUAGUUAUGGGGCGAAACAGCAAUUGAAAUUUCUAUACGGGGUAUACGCUGUCACAAAGAAACGAGCUGAGCUGGCUUCUGAGGGCAUUCAAUUACAGCCGAAAAUAAUAUCGUUAGUAGAGUUACAGUGGAUUCCAUUAAAGGAUGUGCCCAAGAUAGACGAAUUACAACUGGACUACAAGAUGGGAGUUACCUCCCAAUCCUGGUCAUCCUACAAUAUAAGACAGUCUAGACAACGAAAGAGGCUUGCGAAAUUACCGGUUACCAACGUUAUUUUCGCAAACAGCCGGCAGAAUCUCGUGCGAAGCUCGGGCCGGAAUCGAAGGUUCGUUCGACUCCGGAACAUCAACUGGUGGACGAAUAGGAGCCCUUUGCGAUGGAUCUAUGGUUAA
Molecule: messenger RNA, 642 nt
Organism: Pisolithus orientalis
Lineage: Eukaryota; Fungi; Basidiomycota; Agaricomycetes; Boletales; Pisolithaceae
Exons: 9
Coding region: 172-642 (156 amino acids)
Source: RefSeq, a predicted model, not a curated record